CGUCAGGCUUGCCCCAGGUCCAGGGAAUAGUACUGAGUGCGAGAGCAUACGAGGAGCAUUAUAGGUAUGAAAUGUCCUCUCACUUGUAUAGCUAUAAUACUUUGACGAUUCUCUUUCACUUGUCUUGUGGUGCGAUGUUGGCAUCAUAAUCUCCCUUCCAACAGUCCAAGAUGGCUGCCAAAUCCCGCUUGACCAACCUGCUCAACCAUUUCCUCCCCUCCUCCGCCAGCCCGACCGUACCCUCACAGGGAGAGGGCAAACCUAUCGACGACCUAGUCAUCGACAACCACCGCGUGGGAAGGACCUCAUGGUACAACCACCACACCCUAUCCCCAACAUCCUUCCUGCCCCGCGCCGCGGCCAUCGAACCUGAUGCGCUCGCCAUCUACCACCGCACAGCGAACAAUAAGGUCUUACGACGGACGUAUAUCGAGUUCGCUGACCGGGCCCGAGGGUUCGCAUAUUUUCUGAGAAAGAAGGGGUACAAAAGAGUCGGGAUCUUGUGCGCGAAUACACCAGCGUUUCUCGAGGCUAUCUACGGCAUAGGCGCGGCAGGUUCAAUCAACAUCGCCAUCAAUUACCGCCUGAAGAAAGAUGAUAUUGCAUACAUAUUCGACCAUGCCGAGGCGGACUCAAUCAUUGUCGACGCCGAAUAUCUUGACCUACUUAACGACUACAGACAAAAGCAUCCCAAUGUUCCCAUAAUCAUCGACACAGACACAGACGCGAUUGAAGGUGAACUGAGUGGGCCUUUUGAUCAAGCUAUACUGGAAGGUCUACAAUACGACAGAUCGUCGGGCUCGCAGGGCUGGGACGGUCUGGAAGUACAAGCUCCUGAUGAACUAGCCGUCAAUGCCCUAGCUUAUACCUCCGGUACGACUGCCAGACCUAAGGGCGUCGAGUACACCUACCGUGGUUGCUAUCUGGGAGCAUUGGGAAAUGUGAUCGAGUCAGGCCUGGCUUAUCAUGAUGGCGAGCGCUGCAAGUACCUAUGGACGCUACCGAUGUUCCAUGCCAUGGGAUGGACGUUUCCUUGGGCGGUGACGGCGGCUAGAGGCACCCAUUACUGCUUGCGCAAGAUCGAUUACCCUGAGAUAUGGCGGCUGCUGAAAGACGAGAGAAUCACACAUUACUGCGCUGCACCUACGGUGAAUACACUUCUUUGUGCAGACAGCAAUGCAACUAAGCUGCCGAAACCUAUCCGAGUGACGGUCGCAGCUAGUCCACCAACGGCACAUUUAUUCGAACAGAUGACGAACCUAAACUUACAUCCAGUCCAUGUCUAUGGAAUGACGGAGACGUAUGGCCCGAUCACGAAGGGUUAUAUGAUGCCGGAGUGGCAUGAAUACCCGAACAUCAAGGACAAAUACGCCAAGAUGGCUCGACAGGGACACGGCUUUGUGACUUCUUUGCCUGCGAGAGUCAUCAAGACCGAAGUACCCGAGGGAACUAUCGUCGAUGUGGAAAAGGAUGGCAAAGAGAUUGGUGAGAUCGUUUUCAUUGGUAAUAUAUGUGCGCGAGGAUAUUAUAAAGACGAAACUGCCACAAGGAAAUUAUUUUUGGGUGGUGUCCUGCAUUCUGGUGAUCUGGCUGUAUGGCAUGAAGACGGAGCCAUCCAGAUUCUCGACAGAGCGAAGGACAUCAUCAUCUCUGGUGGUGAGAAUAUCUCAUCGGUAGCGCUCGAGUCUUUAUUGGUUACCCAUCCCGAUAUGCUCGAGUGCGGCGUUGCUGCGGUUAGCGACAGUCACUGGGGUGAACGACCAAAAGCUUUUAUCACUAUGAAGCCCGGAUCCCAAACCACUGGCGAAGACGUGAUCCAGUGGGCGAAGGAUCAUCCGGGGAUCAGCAGGUUCAUGGUACCCCGAGAGGUCGAGAUCGUUCCUGAGUUGCCAAAGACGAGUACAGGCAAGAUAAGGAAGAAUAUCUUGCGCGAAUGGGCCAAGGGUGCAAAGAGGGAAGCCGAAUGAAUAUAUUUAGUCCAUACCCAGACACAGACAUUUCGUGCUAUAUGUAUAGCGAUCUCUGACGUAUGUUCACUGGUAUACAUCGUU
This is a messenger RNA of Exophiala viscosa, 2051 nucleotides long. RefSeq names its product fatty-acyl-CoA synthase. The record is from RefSeq and is a predicted model, not a curated record. The transcript has 3 exons. The coding region runs from base 171 to 1967 and encodes 598 amino acids. Lineage: Eukaryota; Fungi; Ascomycota; Eurotiomycetes; Chaetothyriales; Herpotrichiellaceae.